Funneliformis geosporum is the source of this 1308-nucleotide messenger RNA. NCBI's taxonomy places the organism in Eukaryota, Fungi, Glomeromycota, Glomeromycetes, Glomerales, Glomeraceae. The record is from the annotation of a GenBank genome assembly.
AUGUCGCUUCCAACUCGUGUAUUGGGUAAAACUGGAGUCAAUAUUCCAACUAUUGGCUUAGGAUGUAUGGGAAUGAGCGAAUUUUAUGGACAAGCUGAUGAGAAAGAAAGCAUCAAAGUAUUGAACAAAUCAAUCGAAUUAGGAAGUGUCUUUUGGGAUACCGCGGAUAUAUAUGGAAAAGGAGAUAAUGAGGUCCUUUUAUCAAAAGUUCUCAAAGAACGCCGUAAUGAAGUAUUUCUUUGCACAAAGUUCGGAUUCGUUCGAGGUCCGAAUGGAGAAUUUAUGGGCGUGAAAGGUGAUCGUGAACAUGUUCGUCAAGCUUGUGAAAAAUCGUUGAAAAGGCUUGGAAUAGAUUAUAUUGACCUUUACUAUCAACAUCGUGUGGAUUCUCAAACUCCUAUUGAAGAAACCGUUGCCGCUAUGGCUGAUCUAGUGAAAGAAGGCAAAGUGAAAUAUAUCGGUCUUUCGGAAUGUUCAGUGAAUACGCUUCGACGCGCUUGUAAAGUUCAUCCAAUAGCAGCUUUACAGAUUGAGUAUAGUCCAUGGUCGCUUGAUAUUGAAAAAAAUGGAAUUAUGGAAGCAUGUCGUGAAUUAGGUGUUACCAUAGUCGCUUAUAGCCCAAUUGGUCGCGGAUUCUUAACCGGCAAAUAUAAAUCACUUGAUGAUUUCGAUCAAAAUGAUUGUAGAAGGAUUAUGCCACGUUUCUUGGGUGAUAAUUUUAACAAGAAUUUGGAAAUCGUUAAGAAAUUUCAAGAAUACGCAAACAAGAAAGGUGUUAGCUCAAGUCAACUUUGUCUGGCUUGGGUUUUAGCUCAAGGGGAGAAUAUUGUUGCCAUUCCUGGUACGAAGAAAAUCAAAUAUUUAGAAGAAAAUUUUGGUGCAGCUAAUGUUCAGCUUACCCCCGAGGAAUUGACUGAAAUUCGUCAGAUUAUUGAUUCUAUGGAAUUUGUUGGUUCCAGAUAUCCAGAACAAAUCGCCACUGUAACCUAUAGAAUUACUAUUUGGACUGACAUGUUAUUUACAACGGAAUGUAAUUGCUGGGCGGAAAAUUCUAAAGGCGAUCAAGUAGCUCGUUGUUUUCGUGUUGCAGGUUACAAUGAUUGCUCGAGUUUUGGGCCUGAUUCAAUCCGGUUUCUUUCUACACCUACAAAUGAUACAUACUGGGUUCAUACUGAUGUAUUUUUGUCCUUACGCAAAGAAAAAAUCCGUGGCCCAUUCCAAAAUGAUACCUGUUGGAAGAUAGGUGGCAAUGUAUUUAAUUGGGAAUUUAAUACAAUUGGAUGCUGCGAUAUCCCAAAUCUCUGUUAG